This is a messenger RNA of Melanotaenia boesemani (Boeseman's rainbowfish), 2928 nucleotides long. It is a transcript of the gene ift81, whose product is annotated as intraflagellar transport 81 homolog. NCBI's taxonomy places the organism in Eukaryota, Metazoa, Chordata, Actinopteri, Atheriniformes, Melanotaeniidae. Gene Ontology annotation, cellular component: intraciliary transport particle B; cilium; centrosome. The record is from RefSeq and is a predicted model, not a curated record. Gene Ontology annotation, molecular function: tubulin binding. Bases 274 to 2304 code for a protein of 676 amino acids. Gene Ontology annotation, biological process: cilium assembly; intraciliary transport. The transcript has 18 exons.
GUCAUGACGCUUUUACGGUUUCUAUGGGGUUGUUAACAGUCAUACCUUUUUCUAGUCAGCUGAAUGCGUAUCUGCGAAAGUGGUGAAUACAUUUAUUGAAAAAGACCAGAAAUGCAUUUUCAUCAUUUAUGAAUAGUUGGUUCUCGACCAAAAAGCUUUUACAGGUUAUUUUAACGGACUAGCAAGCUCCGACAGUAAGCUUAUUCGCGUUAGCGUUAGCUGGCUAAUCUAACGUCUACAGCACGCAGAGUAAAAGGAGAACAAAUUUCCAAGAUGAGCGAACAACUGAAAUUUAUAGUAGAACAACUUAACAAGGAUCCAUUCAAGAAAAAAUUUAACCUCAUCACGUUUGACUCGCUGGAACCGAUGCAGCUACUGCAAAUUUUAAAUGAUGUUCUGGCCGAAAUAGACCCAAAGCAAGUCAUAGACAUCCGUGAAGAAAUGCCUGAGCAAACUGUAAAGAGAAUGUGCUCUCUGCUGGGGAUGUUAAAAUAUAAACCUCCGGGUAACCUCUCUGAUGUAAGCAGCUUUAGACAGGGCCUGGUUACUGGUAGCAAACCUGUGGUUCACCCUAUCCUCCACUGGCUGCUGCAGAAGGUCCCUGAACUGAAGAAGAGAGCUUACCUGGCCCGUUUUCUGGUGAAGCUUGAAGUGCCUGCAGAUUUUUUGCUGGACGACGUCAUUGGUGACACCUAUCAUCAGUAUGAAGAGCUUGUGGAAGGAUUUAAAACAUAUCAUAAGGAGUGUGAACAGCUGAGGACUUCAGGCUUCUCCACAGCAGAGAUCAGGAGGGACAUUAGUGCCAUGGAAGAAGAAAAAGAUCAGCUAUUCAAACGUGUGGAGAGGCUCAAGAAGAGGGUGGAGUCACUGCCCAACCAUCAGCGAAUGUUAGAUCAGGCCAAACAGCUGCGGGUUGAGAAGGAGAGAGAAGAGUCACUGACUCAUCAGAAGCAAGACCAGAAGAAUCAGCUUUUCCAGGCAGAACAAAAACUUCUGAGGUCACAGCAACAGUUAAAGGACUUGCGACAAGCAUCAGCUGAUGCCAGCCCAGAGAGCAUAAUGAAGAGACUUGAAGAAGAAAUCAAGAUAAACUCCUACAUGGUCUCUGAGAAACUACCCAAAGAGCUGGAGGGUAUGAGGCGUACAGUGCAGUACCUGCAGAAGGUGGCAUCAGAGCCUGCUAUGGGCCAGGCUGAUCUCCAGGACCUGGAGGACAAGAUAAAAGAAGUGGAUUCUCAGAUAAACCAGCUGAUUGAGCAAAGGAUGAUGAGAAAUGAUCCAAUAGAUGACAAACUCACACUUUAUAGGCAACAGGCCUCCAUUAUCACUCGAAAGAAGGAAUCAAAGGCAGAGGAGCUUCAGGAGGCGAGGGAGAAGCUGGCUGCUGCAGAGAAGGAGCUGAAGCAAAGGACCAGCCAGACACAAACCUUACAUGGGGAAGAGGUCAUAAGUGGAGACGAGCUGAAACGUUUAGUGGCGAAGCUGCGCAGCAAGGGAACUGCAUACAAGAAGAAACGUCAGGAAAUUGCUGAGUUGAAAGCAGAGUAUGGAGUCCUGCAGCGAACGGAGGAGAUCCUCAAACAGAGACACGAGACUGUCCAACAGAGACUGCAAAUUGUGGAAGCUGAAAAGGGCAUCUCUGGAUACAGUGACACUCAAGAGGAGCUGGAGAGGGUGUCCGCCAUCAAGAGCGAGCUAGACGAGAAGAAGGGCCGCACUUUGGAUGACAUGUCUGAAAUGGUGAAGAAGUUGAACUCGAUGAUAGUGGAGAAGAAAUCAGCUCUUGCACCAAUUAUAAAAGAGCUGAGGUCACUGAGACAGCGGCGUGAGGAGCUAAAUCAAGAGUAUGAUGAAAAGAAGACACGAUAUGAAAGCUGUGCUGCUGGUUUGGAGAGCAACAGAUCUAAAUUGGAGCAGGAGGUAAAGGCAUUGAGGGAGGAGAUAGCGCAGAAGGAAAACCAAUACCAUUACAUCAACUCUAUGUCAGAGAUAAUUGAGAUGCAAAUUCAGCGGGCAGCUGAAGAGAUGAAGGCCUACGUGUCGUCUGAUCCACAGGAGCGGAAGAAGGCCAUCAGGGAAGUGUACAUGAAGAACAUUGCAGAACAGGAGUUACUUGGCAAGAAGUUACGUGAGGAACAGAAGAUGGUGAGAGAGAACCACAGUGCAAACAUGGAGCAGAUGAAGAUGUGGCGUGACCUGGAGGAGCUGAUGGAGUGCAAAAAGAAAUGUUUCAUAAAGGCACAGAACAAAGUUUCUAUAGGUCAAAUCAUUCAGGAGGGAGGAGAGGACAGGCUGGUGCUGUGAGGACAUGUCCGAGCACGAUGAACUGCUGGUUCCCUACCGCGCCCACACCAAAUUAAUGUUCUUUGUUUUUCUGCAACACAUCCAGACCUUUUAGUAGCUUAUCAAACAUUUUAAUUAUUAUUAGAAACUAGUACUAUAUAUAGAGUUUUUGUUAUUUUGUUUUGUUCAAGGGGUUUACAUUUUUCCUCUGAGUUUUCUGUUAUGUGACUGUUAAGUUUUACAGACAGUUUAUCUUUGGUGAGAACCAGACCACUAACUGUGCAAUGACCACAACUCAAAGAACACAUGUUUCAGGAUAUGUUGAAGGACACAAGUUUACACUUUGGUUGUCCACAGGAGGAUCCUUCUUACACAUCUUUAAGAAUAUGCUUUCAAUUAGCAUCCAACGAUAACAGCAUACAAAGUGGUGCACUUGAGAUGUUGCUAUGAGCAUCUAUUUUUGGAAAUGUCAAGCAUGACCUUGGACAGAGACUGGAAGUUCAAUUCACCAGUACAUCCACUACUUUGAACUUAUUUCUCUGCUUGCUGAAUUCUGUAGUUGAUUUGUGUUUUAAGAUAUUGCUGAUAUUCAUGACUGGUUAUUUUGAUGGUGUAUGAAUUUCUAUUACAUGUAUUUUACAUGCA